Messenger RNA from Labrus mixtus (cuckoo wrasse), 3110 nucleotides. Its product is annotated as ankyrin repeat and SOCS box protein 2-like. Gene Ontology annotation, biological process: intracellular signal transduction; ubiquitin-dependent protein catabolic process; protein ubiquitination. Gene Ontology annotation, molecular function: protein binding. Gene Ontology annotation, cellular component: ubiquitin ligase complex. NCBI's taxonomy places the organism in Eukaryota, Metazoa, Chordata, Actinopteri, Labriformes, Labridae. Bases 172 to 2235 code for a protein of 687 amino acids. The transcript is spliced from 9 exons. The record is from RefSeq and is a predicted model, not a curated record.
ACAAAUUAAAGAAACUUUGAUUCUUCUCUCCUCGUCUCGGUCUCCGCUCUAACAUCCAGACUCAGAGAGCGGGAAAGUUUCUGCCUCCGUCUCACUCAGGCUCAGUUUGUCGGGGCCGCUCUCUUGUUUCCUGUUAAUAACCUUGUUAUGAUCUGACCUCACAGCUACGUCAUGGCGGCGGCGGCCGGUGUCUCCCGCUCUGCAUCAAGAGGUCGGUCCUUUGAGGAUUAUUCUAUCUACGGUACUCUGAGUGACGACGAGCUGCUGCAGCUCGCCAUCGAGCGCAGCCUGACCGACCUCAACGACGCCACCACAACCAACGAUGCCAACGACGCCACCAAGACCGCCCCCGUCCUCGCCGCCAGUCCUCCUCGCCCACCUGACGCCGCAAACGCCAACGCAAACGCCAACAAUCCACACCAAUGCCCCCACAAUCCACCCCCAACUGUGGCCCCGGUUCACUACAGCUCGCCAUACCCCCCGAGUGAAUUACCUCCUGAUCUGAAGACGUUCAAAGGGUCCGUCAGUCACUUCAUCACGGGUACAGGAAAGAGGAUGGUGGCGUAUCGCAGUCAUGAAGGCUCUCUGGUCCACAUCUGUCCAGAACCUGAUGAGGAGGAGGAGCCUCUGUUUGAAGCCAUUCGUGUUGGUGACGCAAAAAAAGUGAGAGAGUUGGCGACGCAAUCAGAAACAAACCUGAUGCUGCCGAGUAAACCUGGCUGGCUCGCCAUUCACCAGGCUGCCUGGUACGGCCAGGAGACCUGUCUGAAAGUGCUGCUGUCAGCUCAGCCCGGGAUGAUCAACAAGAGAACCGAGAGCGGGGAGACAGCGCUGCUGGUCGCCGUCAGCAAAGGUCGACUGAACUGUGUUAACAUGCUGUUGGAAUACGGAGCAGAUGUUGACAUUGCUAACCACGAACCAGAGACCCCCCUCUACAAAGCUUGUGAGCGGAGCAGCGCUGCUGUAGUUGCAGCAUUGUUAAACCACGGUGCAGCAGUAAACACUCGCUGUAUCCUGGGCUGGACGGCGCUGCAGGAGGCCGUGUGUCGGAACAACCUGGAGAUCUGUGACAUGUUAAUGAAGGCCGGCGCCAAACACAACGUGAAAAACACGUACGGCAUCUCACCGCUAUUCACCGCCGCUCAGAGCGGGCAGCUCGCCGCACUGCGCUUCCUCCUCAAACACGGUGCAGAUAUUAACAGUCAGGCUCCUGAUGGAGCCACUGCGCUGUAUGAAGCUGCUAAAAACGGACAUGAGAAAGUAGUGGAGCUCCUCGUUUCUCAGAAAGCUGACGCCAACAAACCUGGAAAGACGGGAUUAUUACCUAUACACAUAGCCGCCCAGAUAGGAAGUGUAAACAUCGUCCGCAUGUUGAUGGGGGCCACAAGUAAGGCAAGAGUCUGGCGAACUGGCAUCAGCCCGCUCCACCUCGCCGCUGAGCGAAACCGCGAUGACGUCCUGGAGGCUCUGAUCGAGGCGGGCUACGACGUAAACGCGACGCUGUCUGAAGAGCGGUCGAGGCUGUACGAGGACCGCCGCAGCACGGCGCUCUACUUCUCCGUCAUCAACAACAACAUCGACGCCGUGCGCAUGCUGCUCGCGGCCGGCGCGAACCCAAACCUGGACGUGUUCAGGACCCUGAUGGUGGCGGCGAGGAUGGGCUGUAUCGAAACCCUCACCCUGCUGGUGGAGCAUGGCGCCGACAUCAACGCCUCCAUCCCGACGCACCCCACCACCUUCCCUGCCGUCUACAUGUUCUCUAUGAAGUACCUGAGCCUGUUCAAGUACCUGCUGGACAACGGAGGCCACGCCCUCCCCUGCUUUGACUGUUUCUAUGGCAACAAACCUCAUCCGCCAAUCAGAACCACCCGAUCACAGACACAAGAGAUGAUCUACAGUGACAGAGGUCUGCCACAGCCACAGGGGACGAGAGGCGUUCAGUUUUGCGAGAUGAUCUCAGCCCCCAAUAUCUCCCGGUGGGCGGGGCCAAUCAUUGACAUCCUGUUGGACUACGUUGGUAAUGUGACCCUCUGCUCCAAACUGAUGGAACAUCUGGACAGUUACCCUGACUGGAGUGGCAUCAAGGAAAAAGCAGCACCUCCGCGGCCGUUAAUCCAGCUCUGUCGGCUUGAGAUUCAUCAGUUGGUCGGGCGUCGUAGGCUGAAGAGGUUGCCGUUGCCAGGAGGUCUGAUCCGCUUUCUGUCACACGACUAUGGAACUGUGGACGAGCCGUGAACAACAUGAGACUUUAAAGCAGUUUGUUACGUCAACUCAAGAGAAAGAAGAAUUAGUUUUUUAUCACUUCUGAUUGCUCUCAGCUGCUUUCUGUUAGAUAUCAAGCGCUAAGAGCAAUGAACAAUCUGUUAGUUAUUGAAGGCUGGGCUGGAAGUUUUUAUAAAGAGAGAACAAUAUUUGGACUGUUUUCAUGAAAUUCCUUGUGUAUCGAUUAUUUUUUCUUAUUUUUACGCUGUUUUCAUAGAUAGUGUGUGCAUUUUUCUGAGUUUCUAAUGUGUUCAUGUCAAACUGUUUUUUAGACUUAAGAAACAUUUGACAACUUUUCAAUUCUCAGAGAAGAAAACACUCAGAAGAAGAAUCAAUAAAAUGCAGAGAAUAAAUGAUUGUCUGCGCAUGUGAGGGUUUUCUGAUUAACUAUCAUAAUGGCAACUUUGUUAGAAACUUCAAACAUUCGGCCGAGAAGCUGAUCUAAAUUACUUUCAAUAGUGAGAAGCUGAAUCAGUAUAUACAGUAUAGACAGAUUUCACUGUGCAGUGAAAAGCUUUCUGGCAGGUGAACAGACAAAAACAUUUGAACAGGUAAACAGAGAUGUGAUGAAAGGCAAGCAGGUGAGCAGGUUAUAAAUAGUAAUGGGGGUCGGGGAUUUGUUGACACACUCUACGAUAUUGUUCUGACCAGCAUAUCUUCCAGAUAUCACUGGACUGAAACUUCAUUCCUGCUAUCCACAAAUCUUCCACAGGGGAACCAGUCCCAAAGAUCACUAAUCCUAAGAAACUGAAUAACUUUAGACCGGUUGCACUAACAUCAGUCGUUAUGAAAACCUUAGAAAAGGGCAGGACACUGAACCCCAAACUGCUCCUGCUGAGAGAGGGUCC